AUGGACGAUGAACCGGGACCAAGUCGAGACAGCAAUAUAGAUUUAGUGAUAGCGAAAGUACUGGAAGGCAUCAAAGAAACACUUCCUCACGUUACAGAUGAAUUCAUAAUGGAAUCAAUACAUAAACAUGGUCGCACCGACACGAUUUCGGCAACUGAACAUUUUAUGAACAAAGUAUUUCACGAUUGUUUUUAUAGUUACACGGAGGAAGAUCAGGGAAAAACAUUCGGACCGGAGAGAAUGCCGGAGAUGGCCUCAACAUCUUCAGAGCCGAUGGAAGUGGUUCCUUAUGAUGCAAAACAUCCGAAUGUCACAAAUCAAUACGAAGAAGAACAAAUCAAGAAGGCAAUGUUGAAUUCAUUGAAUGAUGGAUCAAUUCGAUUACCAGUUCCUCCUAUGAGUUACUCGCCCAACACGAACUUUUGUGAGAAUGAAGAAGAAAUGAUUCGGGACUGGAAUAAAACCACAGGACUGCUAAACCAAGGAAACUCGUGUUGGUUCAACUCCCUGACACAGAUGCUCUACAGUAUUCCAAAAUUCCGAUCAAUUCUCCAUCAUUCUCCUCCUAUCACUUGGCAUCAGCUUCCGAUUGUCAAUGUGAAACCGAAGUUUGUGAUCCACGCAGAGCUUCUCCUACAGUUUCGUGCUCUAUUCGCCCAGAUGCAGUUUUCCGAAGAGAAGUUCAUUCGUGCCGGAGAGAUCCUGAGAACUGUCGAUAAACUCUAUACAUCCAAUGGAACAAACCAAUCAACGAUCGGAACUCAACAGGAUGCUUCAGAGAUGCUCAUUCUCAUAAUGCAAUGGCUUGGAGAUUCAAUCGAUGCAGCAAUGUAUGCUCAUGAAAAUCCUGAAUACUCGAACGCUGUGGAUGACAACUUGGUCAUUUCCGACUCAACAGAUCAACCAGCAAACAGUGAUGUUGCCGGCACUGCUCCACCUGGAUACCAGGAAGAAGCACCUGUUGUAUCAUCAACCACGAAAUCUAUUUUUGAACCACCUGAGUCAAGACCAAACACUCCGACAGAAAAAGAACCGAUUCGUGAUGCACAAGGAGCUCGUAUUCCGAAGUCUCCUAGACAGUCGAUCCCCCAGUUAGCACCUGUCGAGGAAGCAAUGGACACUUCUGAUGUAUCUCGUAAAUCAAGUAGCAGUCAGCCUCCAGUUCUUGAGAAUCAAAAAGAUGGAGAAGAAGAACCUCUUCCAGUUGAUCUUACUGUCAAUGAAGACACUGUUUCUCUUGUUAAUAAUUUGAAACAAAGCUACAAGAAAAUAUUCGAAGCCACAUUGACAACAUCGACUAUUCAUCAAGAUGGAUCAUCAUAUGGCCAAGAGAAUAAAACAGUUCAUUGUCCCGCAAGCUUCACUCUCCAAGUGGAGUACGGUAACCUGCAUGAUGCACUAGAAGCAUCUACAUUCAGUGUCAGAGAUGAUGGAGUAAACAUUCGUAACAUGUAUGAAACCCUUCCUGCUGUCUUCUUCUGCUCACUUUCAAGAUUCCAAUUCGAUAGAACCGGUGAAAAAGUGCACAACAAAUUCACCUUUCCUCGUGAACUAUUUAUGGAUCGAUACUUGAAAGAAUGUUUGGAAAUCAGUGGAGUUUUAAGAAAGGAACUUCUGGAAAAGAGGCAUGAGUUAUCACUGAAUAGAGCGAAAUUGCAAGGAGUCAGAAGUUAUCCACUUGGAAAUGGAAAGACAAUCAACUUGAUUGAUGCAUUCGAGACUGUCAAGAAUGUUACUUCCAAUAUGAGACUAAGUGAACCUCCUUCGAUAGAACCAUCGAAAAGAGAAGAAGGGACUAACUUCUUGGAAAAUACUGGAAAGACUUUCCCAUAUUUCACAGAAGAAAAUUUCCCCGGAUUGUCCAGCUACAUUGAGAAAACGAAUGAAGCGAUUAUGACGCUCAAGAAAGAGGAGAGUGUUCUAGUGAAGGAAAUGGAAGCGUUGCAAGAGAAAAUCAGUUCAAUUCAUGAUGUGGAUGAGUUGAAGAAGCAUAAAUACGAACUUCAUGCGAUGAUCAUUCAUGAUGGAGAGAUAAAUCGUGGACAUUAUUGGACGUAUAAGCUGAACAAGUCAAUUGACGGGAAAGAAGAAUGGGAGAAGUUGAAUGAUAGAGAAACAACUGCUGUUUCAUACGAUCAGAUUGAGAAGGAAGCAUAUGGAACAGGAUCUCCUCAUGAUCCAUCUGCCUAUCUUCUUCUCUAUGUUCAAUCUGGUGCUGAUUGGCUCAUGGCUGGAGAUAAUGAGACACAUAGCGAGUCACUAGCAAACCUUCCAUCUGAUCUUCAAUCGUUGGUUCAUCAGAAGAGUGCGGAGUUCAAAACACGUCUGGAAAACUUCCGACAACGGCAGAUUGUCCGAACUGAUUUGCCUCAUAUUACACAGAUGGUUGACAGUCCUGCACUACCGAAAUCUUUGAAGUCGUUCAGUUGGUAUCGAGGAUUGGAUGAUAUGUAUCACGAUGUGAACGCUAAUCCAGAUGAAUCUAUACUGAGGGAUCGACUGGAUUCAUACCAAGUUCCUGUUCUUGGGGACAAUGAGAUUUUAGAUAUGAAAAAUACAACUUCAUUCCUCUGGAACAAGAUCACUUUUUUGGAUCCAAGCGCAUUCGUAAGCUCCGAGAAACUUCUGGAAGCUCAUCUUCUAGAAACAAUCGACGGAGAACACGGUGGAAAGGAAUACAUUGAGAAAAAUCUCUCAUGCUCAAUUAAUGAACUAAAGGAAGACGCUGAAAAUGAAAUCGAAAGCGUAUACAAUAGUUUCAUCACGAAUUAUAUUGGCACUGUCGCUCACCUGAAGAAAAUCUACCUAUCUCGAUUCGUCGUGUUUGUUGUAGCUCAGCUUCCGAGAAUUCACGUUCCAGUCAUUCGAUAUUUACUAGUCCGUUCCAUGAUCCAUGACAAGCUCGGUGUUUUGGGGAAACAUGCGAAGAAGGAAAUCCAGGGAUAUAUGGAAAAUUCAUCGGAUAGCGGAAACACUAUGUAUAGAAUCGCUGAAAUGUUGGCUCAUAUCUUCCAUACAAGUUUAUUGUCAGCAGCUCAUUGUCGCAUUUCCUGGGAGAGCUUGGAAGUUUUCUUCGUCGAACUCAAUCAAUCACGGGAAAGAAUCGAAACGUUGUACAACGCAAUGAUUGGUGCUAAAAACGCUCGAAUUUUGAACAUGAGUUUGAGACGGAUCGCUGAUUUUCUCGAGCAACCUUCGAUCUACUUCAUCACUCAACAGGAUAUUGAAGACUGUACUGUAUUGGCAUUGCUGGCAUCAUUCAGAAUGGUUGUAAGCAUCCUUAUGAAUCGGGCAUGUCACCUCCACGAUUUACACAUCACGUUGACACAUACCGGACGAACACUUCUAACUGAGAACAUUGUCGAAGAGAUUUGUAUUGGAUUGUAUACAGUACAUAAAUGGUCGAAAGGGCUAGAGGGCCAUGAUCCUGCAAAUUCAAAUAUCAAUAUGAAAGAAUUGUUCGUUCUACUAUCAAAUAAAUUGGACUUCAUUUGCGCAUCUGAUGCUAUGGAACAUGACAAAGAAAAACUGAGCGUAGCCAGUAAAAUGCAGACAGCAUUAACCGAUAACCUAUUUCACCCCCUGGAUACUCUAACAGUUGGAGCUGAAUGUGAAUUGGACAGUGGAGAAAGCGAAAUGACUCAGAUUAACAAAAGUCGCAUUUCAAUUGGCAAUACGCAGAGUAAAAUCAAUGCUCAGUUGGCUGAUAUUGUCGCUGUCAUUACAAGCCCUUACAUGUGA
Caenorhabditis remanei is the source of this 3741-nucleotide messenger RNA. RefSeq lists its product as uncharacterized. The transcript has 10 exons. Gene Ontology annotation, cellular component: nucleus; cytosol. The record is from RefSeq and is a predicted model, not a curated record. Gene Ontology annotation, molecular function: cysteine-type deubiquitinase activity; cysteine-type endopeptidase activity. Gene Ontology annotation, biological process: protein deubiquitination; regulation of protein stability. Bases 1 to 3741 code for a protein of 1246 amino acids. Lineage: Eukaryota; Metazoa; Nematoda; Chromadorea; Rhabditida; Rhabditidae.